AAAGAGCUGGUGUGAAACAAACCAAGACUUGGGAGCAACUAUUUUGGGACUGAAAGACAGCUGAUAUAGUAUUUCAGAAUCAGAAGUAACAACAGCCAGUGAAGAGUACUCUGCAAAACUAUUUGUCAACCUCUACCAAAACAGUGAUCGAAACUAUGCUCCAGCUGAAGCCUUUAUCGCUUGCUCUUAUCCUUUUACUUGCACAUACGAUGACUGAAACUGAAGCCAAACCCAUCUCAAAGAGACAUGUUCGACGUGAUUGGCUGGUUAUUCCUGAUACAAUUGCAUUCAAUAUAUAUUCAUUAGUAAAUGAAGUGUCACCUAAUGCAGCCGAGUAUUUGUUUAAUGCUACCCAAACACCAGAUAUUCUUAAAGUAAGGAACUUCCUGAUAAGAGAAACAACUAGGCUCAGUAUACUGGCUAAACGAGUGGAAAAGACAUUAUCUAAAUUAUGGAAAGAAUCUUAACGAAUCAACACAGUGAUAACACCUACAUGAAUCUGCAAAGUAUAUCCUUGUGUUUUUGUGCAUACAACAGAUCUUUAAAAAAUUGCAAAGGGAAAUCUUUGUGAAGGACACUGAGAAAUAAAUAAGCUACACUCAGCAGGAAAAAAUUAUAAAGCUGCUUUCUUCAUAGCAAUGUUACUUGCUUCGGCUAUUGGAAAUAAUCACAAAAGAACACUUACUUCAUUAACACUUGAUUCCUGUGUUUGUGUGUGUGCUUGCCCAUCUUUUACAGUUAUGGCAAACAUUCCAUACAUUUGAAUGAUUGGGGUUCAUGAAAGCUUAUCCCUGGCCAUGGUAUUGCUAAACAAAUCUGUCAACUUUAUAAGAUGUUAUCAAUCUUUUGUUGGCUUUGUGGCAAAUGAGCAAAUGGCUAACCCUCAGGAAAUGUAAAGGAAAAAUAGGUAGUGCCUAGUUUCUAGGUAGCAUCCCAACAGGCAAGGAGCCCUGUGAUGAGCUGCGACACAGAAAAAGAGCAGAUUGAAGACUCUUCUGCACAGCAGCCUUAAUCAACGGUGGGAUUCAAUUUUUUUUACUACUGUGGGUGUGGCUUUGUGGGCGUGGCAGGGGAAGAAUACUGCAAAAUCCCCAUUCCCUCCCCACCCUCCUAACCUGUUUUCUAGCUCCAUUCUCUGGUUCAGGGCAACAAAAGAAGAUCGGCUGGGAGGCAGCAGGGUCGGGGCCAGCCUAUUUGACGAUUCUUCAAAUUACUCAAAAUGUCCACUACCGGUUCUUCAGAACCUGUCUGAACUGGCUGAAUACCACCUCUGGCAUUAAUGCACUUGUUUCUCAUGCAAAACAAUUAGGAAAUCCCUGCCCAGAUUUCAUCCUGUAUCCUAGCUUUGGCAACAAGGCUGUUCAGACAUGCAUUACCAUGAUCCCCAAUUGGCCAAUUCUUUAGCAAGAAAGCAAGCACCCAUCACUUUUCUAUCCAAGGGCAGGUUGUUAAAGCUAUAUGAUUUCCACUGAUACACUUCUGUAUGAAUCUUCCUCUACUGACUCCUCCUUGUGCUUUUCAUAUCCCUCCAUGAACCAUGAGGAAAAGAACCCAUUCUUUUACUUUUCUUGUCACGUAAGCCAGAAGGAGAAACUGGCAGAACUCUUGUCAACUUUACCUCAGAAAGACUAAACCAUCAUUGGGAGGGGGGGGAUGAUUCUUUCACAAAGGGGCAGACACUCCAAAAAUGGCCAUAAAGGGUAGCUUCCAAUAUCCAAGAGGAUGAGAGAUAUUCUUGCCAGCACACACAGUGGACCUUUGGAGCAGAAAUGUUUGAAAUGAAGUGUUGUGAACAAACCACACAGUGUCACUUCUGGCAGAAGAAGUCAGCAAUACUUUGUGUGCAGAGCAAGAAAGUACCAGAAGCUACAUCACAGUAGACCAGGCAAUUGGAGCCUUAUAUUAUACAUGAUGAUCUUUGAGAAAGAGCUUAUGGACUAUCUUUUUGUGAGGCAGAGAGAACAUGCAGAUGAACCAGAGUGAGAGAUAAAGAAGGAACAGGAAAAAAAUUAAUUGGCAUCUCUCUGUCCCUUGUGCAUGUACGUUGGGACAUGCAGAAAGAUCACUGUGAUUCAAAAUACACUUUCAAAAUUGUAUUUGUUUCAUUUAUAUUCUGCCCUUCAUUUAAAGAUUGCUUCAUAUAUUAAAUGUCUUUUAAAAUAUGUUUAA
Thamnophis elegans (Western terrestrial garter snake) is the source of this 2169-nucleotide messenger RNA. RefSeq names its product apovitellenin-1-like. NCBI's taxonomy places the organism in Eukaryota, Metazoa, Chordata, Lepidosauria, Squamata, Natricidae. Gene Ontology annotation, cellular component: chylomicron. The transcript has 4 exons. The record is from RefSeq and is a predicted model, not a curated record. Gene Ontology annotation, molecular function: enzyme inhibitor activity. Gene Ontology annotation, biological process: lipid metabolic process. Bases 156 to 467 code for a protein of 103 amino acids.